This is a messenger RNA of Prinia subflava (tawny-flanked prinia), 3968 nucleotides long. RefSeq names its product deoxyribonuclease 2 beta (gene DNASE2B). Gene Ontology annotation, biological process: apoptotic DNA fragmentation. Gene Ontology annotation, molecular function: deoxyribonuclease II activity. Lineage: Eukaryota; Metazoa; Chordata; Aves; Passeriformes; Cisticolidae. The record is from RefSeq and is a predicted model, not a curated record. The transcript is spliced from 9 exons. Bases 438 to 1415 code for a protein of 325 amino acids.
CAGCUGUGCACUUUCCAGGAGGGAUAUGAUUGGUUGCUUUACAGUAAUAAAUUAAAAGCACCUAGAAGUGGAGGAAGUAGCAAGACAUAAGCCCGCAACUACAAUACGACACAAUCUGAGAAGCUGGGGAGUUUCCAGUCUUAAAACUGACAGAGGAAAUAACAGUCCCACAUUGGUCUUCUCAGUGGUGCAUUUAACAUUCACUAUUGUUGAAGUAAAACAUCAUUAGGAGGAAAGAAGAUACCUGUGGCACUCUGGAGAGGACAAGCAUCUGGAUACUGUUGACAGUUUUCUGAAAUAUUUACAGAGAAGUAGGGGAUGUUGACAAUUCUUUUCUCACCAUUCCGGCACUGCUCAGCUUCACAGAAGCGGAUCCCAUCGGGAACACAUAUGAACGAGUGGAUGUGGGGAACGCCAUCCUGCAGUUCAGAGCAGACAUGUUCGCUCUUUACAAGUUGCCAAAGCAUGCCAAAGGGCAGAUUCCCACGCUGGGACUGGAGUACCUGUACAUGGAUGCCCUGGCCCCGCAGUGGCAGCCCGGGAAAUACCUGAUCAACGUGACACAGGGCGCUCUGGGACAAACACUGCAGCAGCUCUAUGACACCUAUGAGUCCAAGGAGAACACCACUGCAUAUGCCAUGUACAACGAUGAGGUCCCUAAAUCAGACUCCAAAGGGUCGAAAUGUGGACACACCAAAGGAUUUCUGCUCUUGGAUAAAUCACAAGGCUUCUGGGUGAUUCACAGUGUGCCCCUGUUCCCUCCCAUCCCUGAGGAUGGUUAUGGAUAUCCAUCUACUGGGGAAUCCUUUGGACAGACAGCCAUCUGUAUAACCUUCAAAUAUGAUCAGUUCACAAAAAUAGACCAACAAAUGCUGAGUUAUAAUCCAGGAAUCUACAGCUGUUCCAUCCCUGACAUCUUCCAAGCUGAUCUCCCAAAUCUGCAGAAACUCUGUGCAAAGUCCAGGCUGCCCCCAGCCCCCUUGCACCACCUCUCCAAGCUCCAGUCAGCUCAUGGGGAACCCUUUCUCCACUUUGCAAAGUCACACUUGUUCAUAGAUGAUAUCUAUGUGGCCUGGAUGGCUCAGGAACUGAAGACUGAUUUGUUGGCUGAAUCCUGGCAGCGUUCUGGUGAAAAACUUUACUCAAAUUGCUCUCUUGACUACCAUGUCUACAACAUAAACAUAAUAGGGAUGCCAUUGAACUCCACCUUUCACUCCAUUAAUGAUCAUUCCAAAUGGGCUGUUUCAAGGAAAUACAAAGAUCAGUGGACAUGCAUUGGGGACUUGAACCGUGCUGCUGAGCAAGCUUGGAGAAGUGGUGGGUUCAUCUGUACCCAGAACGAGCAGAUCUACCAAGCCUUCAGGAAUUUGAUAGUCCACUAUGAAAGCUGCACUUCUGCUCCCGGAGAGCUGUAACCAACCAUUCCUCCCAACUAGCACAGCCCCUGUUACAUGGGAAGUGUAGGAAAUGUCUCCUUUGAUCUGUGUUUUCACUCUGAAAGCAGCCCUGUGAGUUUCCAGGUGUGCUAGGCCAUGCCCUUGUUAGCUGUAGGAGCAGGUGGUGUGCAGGUGAAGGGCAGCUGUUUUCCUGCGUGUGGGGCCCUCAGGGGAUGCGUGCUGGGCCCUGCUCUUCUCCCCUGGCUCCUCUCACCAUCCCUGCUGGGAUGGAAUGGGACAGGAGGGACACUGCUGCACGGGGCUGCCCCAAAGCACAUCCCUGUGAACGCCUGCACGGGCAUCCCUGCGCUCCCGGGGACGUGGGCUGGACGUGGGACCACAGAAACCUCUCGUGAGCUGGGCUGGCAGGACUGGGCAGGUAGCAUGGGCUAAGUACCCCCACAUACUUCAAAACUGCCCUGGAUUUCUGGCACUGUUGAGAUAAAUCCCAGCAUUUCUGCUCAGCUUGGACUGAAUCUCUAAAGAGCUGAGAAAAUAAGAUCUGGACAGGGAGAUGAGUAGAUCUCAGGACAGGAAGGCCUAAUUUUUACAUGAUUCAUUUUUAGAGAAUUAAUGAACUUUAAAUCGUCUUUAAAUUAUCUGUAACCAAUAGCUUGGGAAUAUUUCUAGUGCUUUUAAUCAUGUACAGCAAUUUUAUAACAAAUAAACAUGUCUAAACUAUGAAUAAGCAAAAUAAGGAGUAACAGUGGUCUGUUUACAUUCUCCCUCUUCCAUCUGUAGUGUUAUUUGUGGUUGGUUACAAUGUUUUUAGCUGGCAAAAGAAAAAUUGAGGCAAUUAAGAAAAAAUAUAAAAUAUAUUUGAAGAAAGGUGCUAUUUAACCUACACUUUCACAUUGCAACAAAUGUGGCUGUUGAUUUUCAGUAUCUCCAAUCCUAGACUUAGGACCUGAAGUUUGCAUGGACUUGCUAUAAAGACAAAGCUGAUUUGCAAAAUCCCAAUACACUCUUGUGUUCAGAUUUCAAAAGUGUAUCUGUUUAAUAUGUUUCUAUCUCUUUUUUUCCUGAAUUGCUAAUAUAAACUCCAGUCUGAAGAUCUGGCUGUCCCACUGAUAUUUCUGUUUUGCUGUGUUCAUAGUCAGUACCACUGAUCCUCCACGGAAGUAGGUAUGAAGAAAUGCCCCACAACCACAAGAGGUUGCCAAAGAUUUCUUUCCCCUUUCACCCUGAAUAAUCAGCCAAACAACAAAGUGUACAAAGUGUCAAACAAAUUAAUUUCAGAAAACAUUUAUGCAUAUUUCUUGAAGAGAUAGAAAUCAUGUAUGUGGCCUGCAUAAUGAAGGGAAAUGUACAAGAAUAGGUUUCAUAAUUAGCCAGUCUGCAUCGAAGGUAGCUCAUAGCUUGAGUCUCAUGGCUCAAUAAAAACAGUUUUGUUGCUUAGAUAUCCUGCAAGAAAUUUUUUAUUUUAUUUCUCUGCAUAUGACCCAAUAAUAUUUGAUAAAUAAUUUGUUUGAUAAUGUUCUUUCUCUGACACCUGUCAAAUUGUUUUACAUAUUUACUUCUUGUUUUGCUAGCUGUGGUCAAGCAACACUUUUUGUGGCAGUGAAAAUUGCCAGUGACAGAGAACACUGUGCCAUGGGAUGGUGUAGAGCAUGCUCAGAUAAGCCAAGACAAAAUUAAUCUCUCUUGCCUAUCUUUUCAUGGCAGACACUAACCUAACCUGCCUGGCUGAGCUCUUGUAUUUUGCCCACAGCUUUGUGUAAGUACAGCUUCAGUGUACAGGACUGGCAAGAAAUUCCCCGCUGGAGACGGUGCUGGUGAGCUCACCCUGUGUGUCACAGAUCGCCUGGGUCUGUGGCACAGCCUGUAUUUCUGGUAGUAUUUUCAAUUACUCAGCCACAGCAUUUGAGUCACAGGGUUCAAUAGCAAAGUCUCUGUCCCAUUGGUUGUCAGUGUUGCCAACCUGCUGCUCCCCAGGCCAGGAGUCACCAGUGCAUCACUUGAAAUAAGUGCUGAUUGCUGUUCUUAAUUAUUUGAUCAAUUAAUAGCUGUCAUAAUGUUUUACAAGACCACUUAAACAUUCCUCUUUCAUUAUACCCAAGACUGAUUGCCUCCAUUUUAGCUGUAACUGAGGAAGCGUAAAGAGCAGUGGAAGAUGCAGAGAAGCAGCUGUACCAUACAGCACCACAAGCACCUCAGCAGCCUGGCUGUGCACACACUCAUUUCAGUAGGGCAGCAAUAAAAGGGCUGCAGAUCUGGUUCUCUCAUUUUUUGACUGUAAACAGCUUCAAUUCGGUUCUGCUUUUGUUGUGUAACUUCUGUAUUUGCAUAUCCUUGUAUUUCUGCUACACAUGUUAUGAAACAUGGGCAGACUGUUUCCUAAAAGAGACUAAUAAUCAACAAAAUAAACUGUAUAUAUUUUUAAAGGGUUUGUAACUCUAAGACUUUCUUUGAAAACGCAAGACCAAAAGCCACUUACUCAAUCUCAUGGGCCCUCACAGCAUGCCCUGGGUGAAAUGUUUACUUUUUGCCUAUUUUUUAUAUACAUUAAUAAAGUUUUUAAAUUUAAAAUAA